Molecule: messenger RNA, 909 nt
Organism: Penicillium antarcticum
Lineage: Eukaryota; Fungi; Ascomycota; Eurotiomycetes; Eurotiales; Aspergillaceae
Product: terpene cyclase
Exons: 3
Coding region: 1-909 (302 amino acids)
Biological process (GO): isoprenoid biosynthetic process
Molecular function (GO): prenyltransferase activity
Source: RefSeq, a predicted model, not a curated record
AUGAUCACCUUGCUAACGACCCCUCUGAGUGGAUGGUCGCAGCUCUGGCUGUCGUACCUGACUCUAACCGUGGGUGCUCUGGCACCAAUUGUUGUUCUCUAUAUAUCUAUUGACCGCUUCCCUCCGCCGCGGUGGUUAUCGAAAAAAGCCCGAUUGAUCGGUCAGAAGGACCCAGCAAGCACGACAUCCUUAGAAUGUCCGUAUAGCUAUAUUCGCCAGCUCUACGGCCAUUAUCAUUGGGCUCCUUUCGUGCACAAGUUGUCUCCCACUCUCCACCAUGAUGAUCCAGCCAAGUACAAGAUGGUGCUAGAGAUCAUGGAUGCCAUCCACCUCUGUUUGAUGCUGGUUGACGAUAUCUCCGACGGCAGUGACUUCCGUAAAGGGCGACCAGCUGCCCACCGCAUCUACGGCCCGUCGGAAACUGCCAAUCGCGCCUACUUGCGAGUCACCCAGAUUUUGAAUCAGACAACAAUUAGAUUCCCGCAUCUUGCUCCCUGGCUGAUGCAGGAUCUCGAGAAUAUCCUCGAAGGCCAGGACCUAUCCCUCGUGUGGCGCCGGGACGGCCUCAAGAACUUCCCGACUACUCCCUUAGAGCGACCAGCCGCCUAUCAGAGAAUGGCGUCUCUUAAGACAGGCUCACUCUUCCGACUGCUGGGCCACCUAGUGCUAGAGGACCGUUCGAUGGAUGAUACCAUGACCCUAGUCGCAUGGUACUCCCAACUCCAAAACGAUUGCAAAAAUGUUUAUUCAACUGAAUAUGCCAAGAUGAAGGGGGCUGUUGCGGAGGACUUGUGCAAUGGUGAGAUGACCUACCCUAUCGUGCUGGCCAUGAACGCCCCCGAUGGCCACUGGGUAGACCUUGCGCUGCAAUCUCCUUCCCCCGGAACGUGCGGAAUGCCCUGCGGGUGA